This is a messenger RNA of Nicotiana attenuata, 810 nucleotides long. RefSeq lists its product as uncharacterized. The coding region runs from base 1 to 810 and encodes 269 amino acids. The transcript has 2 exons. The record is from RefSeq and is a predicted model, not a curated record. Lineage: Eukaryota; Viridiplantae; Streptophyta; Magnoliopsida; Solanales; Solanaceae.
AUGGAGUACUUGAGUAAGUCCCUCCAUGAGCUGAAGAAGGAGCCUACAUUUCAGCACCACCCCAGGUGCAGGAAAUUGGACAUAACUCAUAUAAGUUUUGCUGAUGAUCUAUUGUUAUUUGCCAGGGGUAAUCUGUCUUCAGUGACUGGACUAUACAAGUGUUUCUCUCAGUUUUCUAAAGCAUCAGGAACUAAUACAAUAACUAGGAAGGCAUUAGUGGCAUGGGAUAAGAUAUGUACUCCUAAGUCAGUUGGUGGUCUUUAUCUUAUAAAUCUCCCUCUGUGGAACAAAGCAGCAAUUGCUAAAACAUGGUGGGAUUUAGCUCACAAGCAGGACAAGUUAUGGAUAAGGUGGAUUAGUGCCUACUACAUCCAACAGCAGCAGCUACAGCAUAUGCCAAUCCCACAACAAGCAAGUUGGAUGGUGAGAAGAAUAAUUGGAUCAAGAGUUACCAUGCUGCAGGCACAGAACUCCAGUGAUCACAAUACCAGUAGUAUUAGACAAAUAUAUCUACAGCUGAUAGGAGAAUUGCCAAGAGUGAGCUGGAAAUGUCUAGUCUUUCAGAAUUCUGCUCGACCAAAGGCAGUAUUCACUAUGUGGUUGCUACUGCAUGGAAGACUACCUACUAAGGAUAGACUAGCCAACUGGGGAAUAAAUGUCACUCCUCACUGUGUAAUGUGCUCAGGUCAGGUUGAGACAAGGGAGCACCUCUUUGUGCAAUGUUCAUAUGCAACAGAACUGUGGAACAAAGUUAUGAAAUGGAUUCAGAGAGACCAAAUGAUAAGCUCAUGCUGGGAUCUACAUCUUUAG